UCGCCCUUCCCACUCGCACUUCCUCUUUCCCCUUCACCAUUUCUCCUUAGCAACAAAAAUGGAAGGAAAACCAAAACCCAUUUCCAUUUCCAUUUCCUUCCUUUUUCUUUCCCUACUUGCCAUUUCUGUCUCUUCCACUUCCCUUCAAUACCAAACACUAAACUUACACUCUCUCCCUCAAACUCAACUUCAGUCUCUCUCAUGGGAUACCCAAGACUUAGAAGCCCAACUACUCGGAUCCGACCCGGAUCCGAAUCCAGACACAACACUCUCUGUACAGUUACAUCACGUCGACUUAGCAUCUCCAUCAUCCUUCAAUGCUACACCACAUGCUCUCUUCAAACUCCGUCUCCAACGUGACGCAGUUAGAGCUAAAGCACUUUCACUCCUCGCCGCCGUUAACACCACCGUUCACCGCCGCGCCGGAAAACCCCAUGGUGGUGGCAGAGAUUUCUCUAGUUCUAUUAUUUCUGGACUUUCUCAAGGUAGCGGAGAGUACUUCACGCGCUUAGGUGUUGGCACACCUCCCAAAUUCGCUUACAUGGUAUUAGACACUGGAAGUGACGUCGUUUGGAUCCAAUGUUCACCUUGCAAAAAAUGCUACACUCAAUCCGACCCGGUUUUCGACCCGACAAAAUCCUCUUCCUUCGUUGGUAUCUCAUGUGGGUCCCCUUUAUGCCGACGGUUAGACUCCGCCGGCUGUAACCGUAAAAAAUGUCUUUACCAGGUUUCUUACGGCGACGGUUCUUUCACCGUCGGUGAUUUUUCAACUGAAACAUUAACUUUCGGCCGUUCACGUGUCAAAAACAUAGCCCUCGGAUGUGGACACGACAACGAAGGUUUAUUCGUUGGAGCCGCAGGUUUACUAGGUCUGGGCCGAGGUAGACUUUCAUUUCCAACCCAAGCCGGUCGCCGGUUCGGCCAGAAAUUUUCCUACUGCUUAGUAGACCGGACCGCUUCAUCCAGACCGUCUUACUUAGUCUUCGGUGAAUCAGCGGUUUCUAAAACCGCUGUUUUUACCCCACUUGUUAAUAACCCGAAACUCGACACGUUUUACUACGUGGAGCUAACGGGAAUUAGCGUAGGUGGCACUAGGGUUCCAGCCAUUAGACCUUCAUUGUUUAAGCUAGAUGCUGCUGGUGAUGGUGGGGUUAUAGUGGAUUCGGGUACUUCAGUGACCCGGUUGACCCGACCCGCUUAUGUAGCUUUAAGGGAUGCUUUUAGAAUGCGUGCUAGGAAUUUAAAGAAAGCACCGGAUUUCUCGUUGUUCGACACGUGUUUUGAUUUGUCGGGAAAGACGGAAGUGAAAGUGCCGACGGUGGUGAUGCAUUUCAAGGGAGCUGACGUGUCGUUGCCGGCGUCGAAUUAUUUGAUUCCGGUGGAUACUGAUGGAACAUUCUGCUUUGCAUUUGCUGGUACAAUGAGUGGAUUGUCUAUUAUUGGGAACAUUCAGCAGCAAGGUUUUAGGGUAGUGUUUGAUCUUGCCGGAUCUCGUUUAGGAUUUGCUCCACGAGGCUGUGCUUAAAUUAGUGACACGGGAUGAUUCAAAAUUUGCUUCCAAAAUCCCUGGUUUGUUGUGUUUGAUUGAUUUCUUUGGUUAGGGUGGAUUAGGAGAAGAAAAGAACAAUUGAUCACAUGCUGUUUGUUUGUAUUAUGUGAUAAUUUAAUGUUGUAAUAUGGGGAAGAGAUGCUUUGAAAGAAGCAAUUACCAACUAUGUUAGUAGAUUGUAAUUUGUAACUCAAAAAUUGUGUUUUCUGUAAGAUGAGCGAAGUUGAUAGUAGCCGCAAAAUGUGCGGCUCUGCUUAAACUUGGCAUUGCCUUAUAUAUUUGUUUUCUUCGAA
Messenger RNA from Lycium ferocissimum, 1842 nucleotides. RefSeq names its product aspartyl protease family protein 2-like. The coding region runs from base 59 to 1525 and encodes 488 amino acids. Lineage: Eukaryota; Viridiplantae; Streptophyta; Magnoliopsida; Solanales; Solanaceae. Gene Ontology annotation, molecular function: aspartic-type endopeptidase activity. The record is from RefSeq and is a predicted model, not a curated record. Gene Ontology annotation, biological process: proteolysis. The transcript has a single exon.